Messenger RNA from Talaromyces marneffei, 618 nucleotides. RefSeq lists its product as uncharacterized. The transcript has 2 exons. The record is from RefSeq and is a predicted model, not a curated record. The coding region runs from base 1 to 618 and encodes 205 amino acids. Lineage: Eukaryota; Fungi; Ascomycota; Eurotiomycetes; Eurotiales; Trichocomaceae.
AUGAACCCCGCCCGGCGCAUCCUCAAAACCCCUCGCUCAGCCAUCACCCUCUUCAGCCGCCAGAUUGACAUUCAAACAAGCCAGCCAUUGCGCAACAUCGCAGAGCGGAGAUGUCUAUUAAACGCCCUGCAAAAGUUUGGCGAGGUCGCCACUUUUCUUCCUGACAAAGGCGGCGAUAAAUCCAAGAUAUCAGCGAUCUACGAGACGUCUGAAGCAGCUUCCAAGGCCGUUGAUGCAUCUCCAUUGACGCUUCUACUUCCUCAGCAUCCGCCGCCGACUCCGUCUCGCGUCGACACUCCGGCCCGUGAUGUACAUGUGAAUGCCAACGUUACAUGCGCCAUCAACCCAGCCACAUAUGACCACGAGAAACAAAUCGACAGAAAUCCAUGGAAUAACAUUCAUACGGGCUAUGCAUGGGAUGGGAAUAAUCCAGUGAUCAAGGAUGAUACUCGGAUACAAGAUGUGAUUGCUGCGGGGGCUCCGAGAGGUGUGUUUGCGGAUGGAGUUAUUGAUACGUCGCAUUUGCGCAGUGGGCAGGAUGAGACAGUAAAGAAUAUGGAUAAAAGGACGAAGAGUGUGGAGUUGAAGGGAAGUUUGCUGGCGUUGUUGAAGGAGUAG